UUCAGGCAAAUAAGAAAGCAAUGACCUUAAGUGGUUGUCCUCAUUUACAAGCCUUAAAGUCUGAAAAAGGCACUGACUCAUACAAAAUUCUACAUGCGUGCUUCAUAAGCUGUAAAACUGCGGAUGCAAGACGUCGCAAGGCGCGACACGGUGUCUGUCACACAUGCCGGGAAGAUGGGGCACGUUUACAUGCCUGCCUUUCAUGUGUCUAUUUUGGUUGCUAUGAUGACCAUCAUAUACAGGAUCAUGCCUAUGUAAACAAGCACUGGCUAGCUGUGGAUAUGACUUAUGGGAUGAUUAAUUGUUUUGCAUGCAGAGACUAUGUUUAUGAUAGAGAUUUUGAAAAGAUAGCCAGACAUUUGAAUAACAGGAGCUCAUCACAGGGUGUAUUGAACCAGUUUGUGACAUGGCAUCCAAGUCAUAGAGAACUAGAUAUACUAAAGAAAAAUUCUAAAAGACGUAGAGUAGAAGAAAGCUCAACAAUAGGUUUACGAGGUUUGAUAAAUUUGGGUAAUACGUGUUUUAUGAACUCAAUAGUUCAAGCAUUAAUCCACACACCGGUGCUACGUGAAUACUUCCUUGCUGAUAAACAUAUAUGUCAGAUGGCAAAGGACGCAAAUGAGCAAUGUCUUGUUUGUGAACUCUCCAGGAUCUUUCAAGAGUUUUACUCUGGUAUAAGCUCUACAUACAUUCCAUUCCGGUUAUUACAUCUGGUGUGGACUAGUGCUCGUCAUCUAGCAGGUUAUGAACAACAAGAUGCUCACGAGUUCCUCAUAGCUGCUCUAGACCUGCUUCAUAGACAUUGUAUAGCAGGAUCAAAUGGAAGGAGUAGUAACAGCCCACACAAUUGCCAGUGUAUAAUAGACCAAAUCUUCACAGGGGGCUUACAGUCAGAUGUCACCUGUCAACACUGCAAUAAUGUAUCUACAACUAUAGAUCCUAUAUGGGAUAUAUCACUUGAUUUAGGACCAGGUUUAUAUAACGGCUCACACCCUGCUCCUAUAACAGGGUAUUCAAACAGUCCAGGAAACUACGAUCCUACCUCAUUACUAGACUGCUUAAAGAGAUUUACAAAACCUGAACACCUAGGUAGUUCAGCGAAGAUCAAAUGUAGUAACUGUGGUUGCUAUCAGGAGUCAACUAAACAGCUAACCAUGAAGAAACUGCCUAUAGUGGCUUGCUUUCAUCUUAAGCGGUUUGAGCAUUCUACGGGUUACCAUAAGAAGAUUUCUACGUAUGUUUCUUUCCCAGAAGAGCUUGACAUGACACCUUUCAUGUCGUCCUCAAAGACCAAUAUCAAUGGCAGUGUUCAUAUCUCUACCAAAGGGCUUUCAUGUAAAAACAAGUACUCUCUAUUUGCUGUUGUCAAUCACAGUGGAACAAUAGAAUGUGGACAUUACACGUGUUUUAUACGACAGCAUAAGAACCAGUGGUUCAAAUGUGAUGAUCAUCUGAUAACUCGUGCUUUGCCUCAGGAGGUGCUAAACAGUGAAGGGUAUUUGCUGUUUUAUCAUAAGCAGAUAUUAGAGUAUGAAUAAUGCUGGGUUGUGGUUAGUCCUCCGUUCAGUAUUAUAUACAUCAUAUACAGCCUCUGUCUGAACACACAAUCAAUACUGCCUGAACACAUGUGAACACAUACCUGACAAUAUCACUACUACAGUAGCGGAACACGUACAGAUUAUUGUUUGACUGGUGAGAUAUAAAGACGAGGGUUCAACUUUGAUGUAAUUUAAUAAACUUGUAGAACAAGUUAUAAAAGAUAAUCCUUACAGUAUACUAUGUCAUAAUUAGAUGUGUUCUCACUAUAUUUCUGUAUAUUUUUUAGUCUGCUUAAACAAAAGAUUCUAUUUUAAGUGUUAAAUCAUUUCAAUGUGAUUGCCUCGCUAAAAUCUGGCUGAUAGGCGUGUGGAUUUAAGAGCAAUAUUAUUUCACACAUUCCCAGAUACAUAAUGUAUUGGUAGGUAAUUGCUCUAGUUUUGAAUACUGCUGAAUUAGAUGUGAGGCUAGGGCCAUCACAGUUUAGGGUAAAAUAUAUUCAAUUUUAAAUAAUCAAAGCUGGGAUGAUAUUUAUGUCGACAUUUGUACAUUUUAACCUAACUAAUACAAAAAAUGAUAAAAAGUUAAUUUAUUUCUAAGCAUGAUAAGCGCACCAGGUUUAAGGAAAGAAUUAAUAGAAUGAUGGCAUUGGGAGCAUUCAUCUUAACAAUAUAUUGAUAAGAAAAAAUGUGUGUAAGUUAUCCAGUCAUAAAAGGUUACAUAGUAAAGAGUUGUCCCUAACACAUUUAUGCUGUUUUCAAGUAUUCUAUUUACAUGUAAUUGCAGUCAUCAAAUAGAGUUUGGCGGCAUGGCUGAGUGGUUAACUUGUCUGACUAGUAAUCUUAAGUUCACUAGGCAAAUGGGCUCAAACCUCAUCAGCAGCAAGUCGUUUCCUUGGGCAAGAAACUUUACACUUGUAGCUCAAAACUGGUUGGUUCCAGGAAAACGGAUUUGAAAAAGUGUCUAUAAGCUUAUAGCAGGACAUUAGAACUAAAAUAAAUUCUGAAUAAACCAAAUAGAGUUUGAAACAAACUUUCCCACUGCUAAAUUAAGUAAAUUAUAUAAAACGUAAGCCUAGUAAUUUGUCAUCAAGAGCUUCCAACGCAUGUGGUAAAUUUCUUGAAAAUGAAAAUGAAAACAUUUUUUCUGAGACACUUGGUAUGCUAUAAUUUU
Molecule: messenger RNA, 2709 nt
Organism: Ruditapes philippinarum (Manila clam)
Lineage: Eukaryota; Metazoa; Mollusca; Bivalvia; Venerida; Veneridae
Product: ubiquitin carboxyl-terminal hydrolase 22-like
Exons: 13
Coding region: 21-1538 (505 amino acids)
Biological process (GO): protein deubiquitination
Molecular function (GO): cysteine-type deubiquitinase activity; zinc ion binding
Source: RefSeq, a predicted model, not a curated record